Molecule: messenger RNA, 750 nt
Organism: Wasmannia auropunctata (little fire ant)
Lineage: Eukaryota; Metazoa; Arthropoda; Insecta; Hymenoptera; Formicidae
Product: LIM domain only protein 3-like
Exons: 4
Coding region: 1-750 (249 amino acids)
Biological process (GO): positive regulation of transcription by RNA polymerase II
Cellular component (GO): nucleus
Molecular function (GO): DNA-binding transcription factor binding; transcription coactivator activity
Source: RefSeq, a predicted model, not a curated record
AUGACUAUGGACGUGAGCAAAUCCGAGACGAAUAAAAAUGGUUCGACGCAGCAGGAGUGCGCCGGCUGCGGGAAGACAAUUACGGAGAGGUACCUCCUCAAGGCCCUGGACCUCUACUGGCACGAGGACUGCCUCAAGUGCGGAUGCUGCGACUGUAGGUUAGGCGAGGUCGGCUCUACCCUCUACACCAAAGCUAAUCUUAUCCUCUGUAAGAGGGACUACCUCAGGCUCUUCGGGAACACGGGAUGCUGCGCGGCGUGUAAUAAGCAAAUACCGGCGUUCGAGAUGGUCAUGAGGGCCAGAACGAACGUCUAUCAUCUCGACUGUUUCGCCUGCCAGCAGUGCACUCAUCGGUUUUGCGUAGGCGAUCGGUUUUACUUGUGCGAGAACAAGAUUCUCUGCGAGUACGACUACGAGGAGAGGCUAGCGUUUGCUAACAUGGCGUUACAGUCACCCGCCUCAUUAGCAUACAUCAAAAGGCAACUCCCUCCUACACCGACGCCCCCGGGCCAGAACAUGCACCCGGGACACAACCCGCUCCAGGCUCAUCAAGGUCUGGGGCAGUCGGUGGCCCAGCACAAUCACGUGCCCAAUGGUCAAAUGUCAGGCGGCACGCCGACGAUGAACGGGACGACCAUAGGGGUCGGCGGGCCGAGGGCGCCGGGUGAUAUGAACAACAACGGUCUGUCCGGGCCCGCCCUCGGGCCCGUGAAGCCGCCUCCGAUGUCCAUGCAGGCGCCGACCAGCUGA